AUGCUGAUUGGCGUGUCGGGCAACAUCUCUUCCGGAAAGAAAACUGUAAGGAAAUACUUACAGUUAAUGGGAUUUGCUUAUUUGACCGUGUCUGAUAGCUAUUCUGAUCUUACUAAUGGCGUCGAUAAAUGGUCUCUAGAACGUCCUGCUCCAGUUAAAACUCUGUACAGCUCGGAUUUGCCAACUCCCCCUGAAUCUGAUACCCAACAAGAAACUCAAAAACGGGCUGAUGGUGCUCUUGAACAGUUUCAGUCGAUGGACCUUCUACUGGAAUUCGCUACUGUAAACUGGUCAAACAACUACGUAGUGGAGAUCUCUGAUCUGAAGUCAUUUAAUGAUCUGUGUAAAAGACCCUUCUUCCUCCAUGUAGCAGUCGAUGCUCCUGCUCUUCUGAGAUGGGAACGGUAUCAAGAAAAAACAAAACCUGGUUAUCAUCAUGUGUUGACUUUCCAGGAAUUUAUAGCUGCUGGAGACAAGUACCUGUAUGGCCCUGCUAGUGGAGCCCAACUACACAGUAAAGCUCAAGUCGUCAUUGUCAAUAAUACUGACAGCAUCACUGAGUUAUACGUUAAUAUUGGCAAAUUGAACCUGACUGAUCCAACGAGAUUACGGCCUUCUUGGGACGCUUACUUCAUGCAAUUGGCUGACUUGGCUGCUCUACGAAGUAAUUGUAUGAAACGAAGAGUCGGCUGUGUCAUUGUCAAAGAAAAGAGAAUAGUUGCUACUGGCUAUAAUGGAACUCCAAGAGGACUCGUCAAUUGUAACGAAGGCGGGUGCAAACGGUGUAACCAAGCUCUGGGGUCGGGUGCUGGUCUCUCGACUUGUCUAUGUUUGCAUGCGGAAGAAAACGCUAUCCUCGAAGCUGGCAGAGACCGUCUUGGUCUCGAGGCCAUUAUCUACUGUAACACAUGCCCCUGUCUCACUUGUAGCAUCAAAAUCGUCCAAAGUGGCAUCCGCGAAGUUGUCUAUUCCCAGUCAUACAGCAUGGACUCCGAGUCCGCCAAAGUCCUCGAGGCCGGUGGUAUCCUCCUCCGACAGUACACUCCUCCUAAACACGGCAUUGUCAUGAGCUAG
This is a messenger RNA of Sugiyamaella lignohabitans, 1074 nucleotides long. RefSeq names its product Dcd1p (gene DCD1). The record is from RefSeq and is a predicted model, not a curated record. Lineage: Eukaryota; Fungi; Ascomycota; Dipodascomycetes; Dipodascales; Trichomonascaceae. Bases 1 to 1074 code for a protein of 357 amino acids. Gene Ontology annotation, molecular function: hydrolase activity; zinc ion binding. The transcript has a single exon.